AUGACGGUCGUAACCGACCAGAUGCCGUACUUGAAGACGGCGGCACUGGGAGUUUGGGUGCGGACCGGGUCCCGAGCGGAAACGGUGCAGCAAAAUGGCAUCACGCACCUUUUGGAGCACAUGGCUUUCAAGGGAACCAAGACCAGGACAGCGCGCAGCAUAGCUGAAGAGAUCGAAGCGGUUGGAGGCGAACUGAACGCGUCGACCAGCAUCGAGCAUACCAACUACUAUGCGCGGAUCCUGGCAGAAGACACCCCUCUCGCAGUCGACCUUUUGUCCGACAUUCUACAGAACUCAACGUUCGAUUCGCAGGAACUGGCCCGCGAACAGCAUGUGAUCCUGCAGGAGAUUGGCGCCGCGAACGAUUCGCCCGAUGAUCAGGCGUUCGAUCUGUUUCAGGAAGCCGCCUGGCCGGACCAGGCGAUUGGCAGGCCUAUUCUCGGCACGCCGGAAACCGUUCAGGGGUUUAACCGGGACGCACUUAACACCUAUCUUUCCGAUCGCUACAGGGCACCGGAUAUGGUGCUUGCGGCAGCCGGUGCGGUUGAACACGACGAACUGGUUGCUCUUGCCAGGGAAAAGUUCAGUGGUUUCAGCGGCGAGGCGGCCGCCCAGGAUGCCACGGCCAAGUAUGGUGGUGGUGAGACGCUUCGAAACAAGGACCUGAUGGAAGCCCAGGUACUGAUCGGUUUUGAAGGCCUGGCCUACAAGUCCAAGGACUAUUAUGCCAUUCAGAUCCUUGCAUCCGUUCUGGGAGGAGGCAUGUCGUCAAGGCUCUUCCAGGAAAUACGCGAGAAGCACGGAUUGUGUUACGCAAUCUACAGUUUCCACUGGGCAUUUUCCGAUACCGGCCUGUUCGGAUUGCACGCUGCGACCAGUCAUGACGACCUGGCGGCGCUCAUGCCGAUGAUCACGGACGAACUAGUAUCUGCCUCGCAGACGAUCUCCGAUGAUGAAGUUGCCAGAUCACGCGCGCAGAUAAGAGCAGGGCUUAUGAUGGCUCUUGAAAGUCCGGCCGCCCGUGCCGGUCAGAUCGCACGUCAGAUCCUGGUUCAUGGAAGGGUACUUGGUCCGGAUGAAAUUUCCAGUAAGAUCGAAGCUGUUACGGCCGAGGAUAUUCGCAGAGUUGCGCACGAAACUUUUGUCGGAACCACGCCGACGCUGACGGCGAUCGGUCCGAUAGACGGCAUCAUGAAAGCGGAUGAACUGGCAGGACGACUGGAACAGGCCCCGGUGCUGCGGGCCGCGUCAUUGUAA
Messenger RNA from Effrenium voratum, 1257 nucleotides. The record is from the annotation of a GenBank genome assembly. NCBI's taxonomy places the organism in Eukaryota, Dinophyceae, Suessiales, Symbiodiniaceae.